This is a messenger RNA of Oryzias melastigma (Indian medaka), 3321 nucleotides long. It is a transcript of the gene zbtb22b, whose product is annotated as zinc finger and BTB domain containing 22b. The transcript has 5 exons. Gene Ontology annotation, molecular function: protein binding; DNA-binding transcription factor activity, RNA polymerase II-specific; RNA polymerase II cis-regulatory region sequence-specific DNA binding. The record is from RefSeq and is a predicted model, not a curated record. Gene Ontology annotation, biological process: regulation of transcription by RNA polymerase II. NCBI's taxonomy places the organism in Eukaryota, Metazoa, Chordata, Actinopteri, Beloniformes, Adrianichthyidae. The coding region runs from base 320 to 2500 and encodes 726 amino acids.
UCUGUUUGCGCCCGUUUAAUAAACAUACAUAAAUCCCCGUAUACAGUGUUGGUAUCGUCCACAUCGGCGACACCCCCGGUCAGAUAUUUUCUGUCGGCCCAACUGUCUGGCUCGUGCGCUCGAGUGUCUGGAAUCCCAUUAAAGGCGCCGCGUCUCCGUCCGUCCGUCUGCCGUAGCGGGGAUGCGAAGGAACGGAGCCACGGAGUGAACAUGCUCCUCCACCCCGGAGCCCUGCGCGCCGCGGCGGGACACUCGGCCUUCUUGUCGCCCGCAGGCCGGACCUUUCACGCCUGAAGCGUCAGCCGGAACGCGGCCGCUGAUGGAGGUGGGAAGCAGCAGCUCGGACGCCUCGGUGGUGCAGGUGAGCUUCCCCGCCGCUCAGACCUCCGUGCUGGAGAGCCUGAACCAGCAGAGGGAGGACGGCAGCCUCUGUGACCUCUCCAUCCACGUCCAGGGACAGGUGUUUAAGGCCCACCGCUGCGUUCUGGCUGCAUCCUCGCCAUAUUUCCAUGACCAGGUUCUCCUGAAGAACAUGUCCACAGUCUCCAUCCCGGCGGUGAUGGACCCACUCGCAUUCGAGAGCGUGCUGAGCUGCGCCUACACCGGUCGGCUGCGGAUGCUGCGCGACGACAUCGUCAACUACCUCACCGUUGGCAGCGUCCUGCAGAUGUGGCACAUCGUGGACAAAUGCACAGAGCUGCUGAAAGAGGGCCGAGCCGCCGCCACCGCCGCGGGGGCCAGUAGUGGAGGCGGGGCCGUGCAAGAAGGAGCAGGUGGAGGUGAACGAUCUGCCAACCCGGGAUGCAGCAGCAGCAACGCCAGCAGAGCUGCAGGUGGACCAAGCGGCGUCAGCCCAAGACGGGCUGGUGAGUCCAAUGAUCCCCAGCAGGCCGCCAACCCCCCCAGCCAGCCGCUGGUGACUGAGAGCCAGUCUCCCAGCAGCACCAACUACUUCAGCCCCCGAGACGGGAGCAGCUUUGGGGGAGGCGGAGCGGCUGUUGCGGGGUCUGCAGUGGAUGGAGGCAGAGCCAGCAACACCCCCAGCUACUGCACCCCAUCCGGCGGGGAAGAGGCCCUCCUCAUUGAGGAGGAGGAGGAGGAGGAGGACAUGGAGGAGGAGGAGGAAGUUUACCAUCAGCGGAAGAGAGGAAGAGGAGGAGGCAGUGGCAGGAGGAAGAAGAUGAGCUCCGUGUCGGAGCAGGAGGUGGGGGUCAGCGACAGCUUCGGCGUGUCUUCUUAUCAGGAUGGCGAGGACGCAGCGUUGCCUCUGCAGAAACGCCCCACCUACAGCCAGCCCAGCAUCAUGCCCCGCAAACAGUGGGUGGUGGUGAAAACUGAGCGCACAGAGGACGACGACCUGAUCGUGGUGUCGGAGGAGGAGGAGGGUGGAGAAGAUGAGGAGGAAGAGGAGGAGAGAGAGAUUGAGCUGGCCCGGGAGAGAGGCAACUUCAACAUCUCCAACGUUAGGAGCCUGUCGGCUGAGCUGGGGGGUCGAGCUGAGGGCGACAUGGACUCUCAGGUGGACUUCUGCCAGUCCUCAGAGGACUUCUUCAAGUUUGAGGGCAGUUUGAUGGAGCAGACUUUAGCCCAGCACCUUCAGGACAGCGGUUCGGGUCAGAACCAGAACCGAGCCGUGUCAGCCCUGCUGGGUCAGGUCCAGAAUGCUUCUUCGGCCCGCGCUCAGCUCUUCCCACUGGACAUGCAGGGGAACCAGAUCCUCCUGUACAGCCAGGCCUCUGGACUCCCCCUGGACUCUGCGACCUCUCCUCUGGGGGUGGCAGGGGGAGUGAUGGGAGGAGGAGCCUCUUUUAAAAGUCCCAAUCUGGAGCACGGCGUGGUCCACCUGCAGGGUGGUUUGGGCGUAGAUGGGUCUGACAGUGGGGGGGUGGGGGCUGGCGGUGGCGGCGGCGCUGGCGGCUCCGCCAAAGUGUUCAUGUGUCACUGCGGGAAGUCGUUCACCCACAAGAGCAUGCGGGACCGUCACAUCAACAUGCACCUGGACCUGCGGCCCUUCCACUGCCCCGUCUGCGCCAAGAAGUUCAAGAUGAAGCACCACCUGACCGAGCACAUGAAGACGCACACCGGCCUCAAGCCGUACGACUGCCUCGGCUGCGGGAAGAAGUUCAUGUGGCGUGACAGCUUCAUGAGGCACCGCUCCCACUGCGAGAGGCGGGGCGAGAGCGGGGAGGGCGGGGCCAGCAGUGACGGGGGCAGGAGAGGAGGCGGAGAGGACGACCUGAUUUCCUCCCCUCACCUCCUCCUGUCUGCAGGAGAAAGAGGUCAGGGAGGGAUGCUGGGAGGAGGGACGAGGGGCGGAGCUUCAGCUCAGCAGCACAGCGCAGGAGGCACCCGUAGCAACAUGGCCGCCGCGGGGGUGCUGCUGGGGGUUCCCUCCCACAGUCCAGGUCAGGAUGAAGGACCCGGGAUGUUCGGACUCGGGUUGAGUCGAGGAGAUGAAGAUAUGUGUGAAGUCAGCGCCGGUGAAAGCAGCGUAACUUAAAAGCGUCUUCUGAGAGGAAGCUCCAGAUCCAAGAAACUCUAAAACAAAAAAAAUCUGCACUUUGUUACAAGACAGUUUGAAUCUGAGGCCUUCGAUGGACUUGAACCUGUGGAGUUUCAGAAACCUAAAUGAUUCAAAGAAAAGUGACCUCAUGAACAUGGACCUGCUGUAGAUUUAAUCUGUAAUGUUUAUACGUCUCUGUUCUGUGUGUUUCUAACAAGAAAGCCAAAUAUUUAAAGAAAAAAAGAACAUUUUUAUUUCUGUUGAAGCAUCAACAAAAGAGAAAAUCGGCAUCUGUAGUCAAAACUAAGAUUUGCCAAGUGUCUAAAUAAAUGAAAUGUGUUUCUAACGUCCGGAACAUUCCAGAAGCUGCUUGUUUUUUAUUUUAUUCAGAGUUUAUUCAUAAUCCUCGCUGUAAAUAUGUAGAAAUAUACCGAUCUCAUCAGACAUUGAAAGAUGUUUCAGUGUUGGAUCCUGUUUUAAAUUCAGAGAUAAUGUGAAUGUGUUGCUGAUCUGUUUCCUCACAGGUACUCGGAGCCUCGUAGCUUUUGUGCACAAACGUUUCCUUAAAGACACCAACAUGACCUCACUGCUCGAUGGAGAAGAGUUUUUAUUUAUCCUGGGGUAAAAAAGCAGAAACAAGAUUGAUCCUGAUCAUUCCAGAAGGAAACCAACAAGAGAAUCUGUUCAGAUUCCAGCAGAAAUGAAAAGAAACGGACGAUUCUUUUUCUUAAAACCAGUUUGGUACAAAUGUUUCUGCUAACUGAAUAUAUGAUGAUGAAUCUGUGAAAAGGAUUUCAAUAAAUGCUUUACUUCACUUA